Molecule: messenger RNA, 1034 nt
Organism: Bactrocera latifrons
Lineage: Eukaryota; Metazoa; Arthropoda; Insecta; Diptera; Tephritidae
Product: cell division protein ZipA-like
Exons: 3
Coding region: 117-908 (263 amino acids)
Source: RefSeq, a predicted model, not a curated record
GUGGCACUGUCGAUCAGCGCAAAAGCGGAAGUUUCGAAAACCGGAGUUUGAAAAUUAUACUUUUCGAAAUAUACACUUGUACAUAUAUAAGUUUAGGAGCAUAUAUACACAGUGAAAUGGCUAUGAAGUAUGUGAACUUCUGCCGUUGGUUCGCCGUUUUGGUGUUGUUGCAGACCAUUAUGCCACCUGGAGCAGAGAGCAAGCCUAUGCCUGGGAAGAAAGCAAAUAUGGCGCUCAGCGCCUUGGCUGGCAUGACCGCGGGCCAUUUGAUAGGACGUGCCGUCGCCGCUCGUCAUGAGAAAAAGGAAAAACUAGAUAUGAGCGAACACUUGCCACCAAAUUGCAGAAGAGAGGUUAGAACUGAACGGGAUAAGGAUGACUGGAACAAGUUCAUUGAAACCAAAUACAUUGUAUGCGAUCCGCUUCCAAAUCAACAACCGCAACAACCACAACAACAGCAAAUUCAAAUUGUUCAGCCGUCGGCGGUAGUACCCGCUCAACCGGCCGCGUCAGCUGCCCAACCAUCUGUUAUUCCGCAGCCAAGUCAGGAGCAGCCAGCAGGCUACCAACAACCCCCCGUGUAUGGUCAGCCAAUCGGAUUUGUCCAACCACCUCAGCAAGCCGGUCAACCGUCGGCACAAGCUCCCCAAACAGUCCAAUCCCCACAACCGGUUCCACCAGUUCAAACAGUACAAAUACCUCAAGGUGUCCAAACAGGUCCACAACCAAUGCAACCGGUUCAAGUGGUUCAACAGGCUCAACCUGCCCAACCGGCUCAAGGCCCUUCACAAGUAUUUGUUAUGUCGAAGAAAACAGGUUACUUCAGAAAGAACUCUGCCGACCAGUUACUGCACUCCAAUAUCGUCCUGUUGAUGAUGAUGGCUUUCCUUCUCAUUUGGUUCCAGUAGAUCCUACUUUUCUUUUGUGUCACUUUAGCUUUUAAUGUGCUUAAAAGAGACGUUCGAAAUAUUUACUUUAAGCUCGUUUAGUACAUAAAAAUUUCCAUUAAUAAAAGAGACGUUUGAAUUGCAUAA